Molecule: messenger RNA, 896 nt
Organism: Zerene cesonia (dogface butterfly)
Lineage: Eukaryota; Metazoa; Arthropoda; Insecta; Lepidoptera; Pieridae
Product: FERM, ARHGEF and pleckstrin domain-containing protein 2-like
Exons: 4
Coding region: 83-397 (104 amino acids)
Molecular function (GO): guanyl-nucleotide exchange factor activity
Source: RefSeq, a predicted model, not a curated record
GCUGAGCCCGGCGGGCAGCGCGCUGAGCGGCGUGUGCUGGCACCGCGCCACCUCGCUGUCGCGGGACCACCUGCACCUCGCCAUGCGGAGCCAGCUGUCGGGCUACCUGCUGCGCAAGUUCAAGAACUCCCACGGGUGGCAGAAGCUGUGGGUGGUGUUCGCGGUGUACACGCUGUUCUUCUACAAGAGCUGGCAGGACGACACGCCGCUCGCCUCGCUGCCGCUGCUCGGGUACAGCGUUAACGCUCCGGAGCCGAGCGACGGCAUCGAGAAGGACUUCGUGUUCAAGUUGCAGUACAAGAGUCACGUGUACUUCUUCAGAGCUGACAGCCUCUUCACAUACAACAGAUGGACGGAAGUUCUGCAGACACCAAUGUUGCAAUCUCAUCACAACUGAUUAGAUAAAUGAAUUAUAAUUAAUAAAUUUGUAGUAUAAAAUUUUUUGGAGCCAAAUAAAUCUAUAAAACACAAUUGACGUGGUCAAAUUAGAAGAUUUAGAAUUCAGAGCGUGGAAAAGACAUAUUUUACAAAUUUGGUGCCAUAUAUGAGUUUUGUCAAACAAAACUUUCAAAUGUCUUGCUUUGCAAUUUCUCAAAAUUUUUGAAUCUUAUCGUAUAUGUUUCGGACAGAUUUUUUGUCUUCAAAUGUUCAAGAACGGCUGUUUUUAAAUAGUACAAAUAAAACAUUCCAGAAAGUAUUGUCUACAACUAAUUGGCUUCUUGUAACUUCUAAGUGGCAACUAAUAAUAAGUAUCGCUUCGAAACCCGUCUUGUUUUAGUUAUUUAAUGCGAAUUGAAUUAUUAAAAGCAGUGGUCGCGCAGUGGUGAGAACCUCGGACUUCAAAAUCGAUAAGUCGGGGUUCGAGACCGGGGCGAGCGUGCAGGAAAUUGUUGUCG